AUGUCUCGUCAGCAGAGUCCCGAUGAUUCUGGCUCCGACGGCGUGGAUGCUCACAUCCGCGACCCGCCUGCCGCCGUUUCGCAAUUUCCAUCACAGCCAGAGUCUAACUCAGCCCAUGCCGAAGAUGGCAUCCACGAAGAGACCGAUGUGUGCGGCCCAGAAGAAUCUGCCCGUCGUCUGGAAGUCGAAGCUCACGAAAGAGAGCUCGACGAGCAAAUCCGCAUAGAGAUAGAUGCUCAAGAGCGCGAGGCUAUAUGGCGUCACCAAGUGCAAGCCGAGAGUCCCAGCAACAAUCCCCAAACUUCUCAGGCAUCAUCCCAAACACCACCUCUCGUCAUCGGCGCACCGCUGGGCAAGAAUCUCACCGUCGUAGAAGCCGCGCGUCGCCUCGUCGCUCAAUGGGAAGCAAUCCACGAGUCAACCCUCUCAUCGACCCCAGACGCUGCCGGCCCCAUCCUCGAAGAACUAAUACAAGCCCGCGCCCAACUCGAUGCUCUCACAGCCCACCAACAACAGCAUCACGGAGAAGAAGACACACACGUCCCUCUCCUAGACAAAGACCCAGUAACGACACCCCUCAACUCGCUCCAAGCACACAAGGACCAAGCCAUCGCCUCCAGAAUCAAGUUCCUCACAGACUCCCUCCAAGACUCCUCCUAUCCCCCGGAGCACGCCAACAUCACCGCCGCAAUCUCCCUCUACCGCGCCUCCCGCAUCCCAUACUCUGCCAACUGGACUCUCAUCUACGCGGGCCACCUCGUCGACUUUGCGCCGACCUACGCCUCCUUCACCGCAGACCGCGCCACCCGCCUGGCACGCUACAGCCGCCUUCACGGCGAAGGAUGGCUCUGGAUCGAGCCGCCUCUGGCCCGUGACGCCGGCGGCGGCCCCUCGCCCUUCUUCUCCGCGCGCAAGAGUACUUUUCUCCCAGAGACGGACUCGACAUACGACAUGGGCCACUACAGCGUCACCAUGUCGUUCCGCAGGAUGAAGUCCCUCGCGUACUGCGGCGCGGAGCCGCUACUGAGAAGCAUGGCCGUGUCCAAGAAAAGGAAGCACGAGGAGUGCAACGACAACGACGAGGAGGCGGCAAUGGCAAACUUGAAAGACUGGCCAGUCGUCGCCGAGAACGAAGAAUACGACGACCUCGACGCAGCUUCAGACUCGGACUUGCCUUGCUUCCCUCCUCGCUAUACCAGAAAUCCCAAAUCGCGCACACCAUCAUCUUCCUCUCGAGCAGGUAUAAAACCCCCAUCCGCCCUCCGCCGAAACCGCCCGUCGCGCCACCCACACAUGGCCCGCGACCCCUCGGCGCCAACCCUCCACUUCCGCACCCUCCUCGACAGCGGCGCGACGCUGCCGAUGCUCUACAACCGCGACGCACGCGCCCUGGGCAUCGAGCGCGGCUCCUACGCCGCCGUCUCCCGCAUCUCCAUCGAGACGGCCUCGGACACGGUGGCGACAUGGCUGUACGAGAUGGAAGUCGCCGUCGUGGACACGGUCACGUGCGACCCCCUCGUCUCGGCGUCGGAGCCCGUCUGGCCGGCGGAGGAGCCCAUGCUCGGCGGAAUCACGCUCGUCAUGGUACGCGGCUCACCCAAAGCUGGAAAUGGUUCUUUCGCGUCGCCUCGUGGGGGCACGGACGCUGUGGCCAAGACGACGGCGGAGGCUGGGACGACGUUUCUUGAAAAGGCGACGAGUCUGGUUGAUAUGGCCGAGGGCCGCGAUUACGGCCGGCUUUCCGGGCUUUUGCCGUUCAAAGUGUGUUAUGUGCAGAGCACGCCUGGGCUCCGGACGAUUUGGAUGGGCGAGGACCGGCGUGAUGUGCUGGGUGCGCAUCGGAUGCCCGGCCAGAUGCGGUGGGCGCCGGGGACGGGGAAGGUGUGUGACCCGGGUCAUCCAAGGGAAGUGUGGAAGACAGUCUGUCGAGAUGAUGGCGGGAGGCCUGCGGUGCUUCGUAUGGAACAUGAAAAGGCGGCGGCGAUCUCUGGUUAUGGGGAGAAAGGGGUAAGCUUGGUUGAUGUUGAGGAGAAGGGAUGGAAGGGACGGAGUGAGGUCACAGUCACGGAUGAGAAUGGCGUCAGGGCGAGGCAUGUCAUUGAGCCUAGGACAUUGGAUUCGCAGCGAGAGAAGCAACGCAAGAAAGUUAGAUUAUUUCAGUAG
Molecule: messenger RNA, 2163 nt
Organism: Colletotrichum lupini
Lineage: Eukaryota; Fungi; Ascomycota; Sordariomycetes; Glomerellales; Glomerellaceae
Exons: 1
Coding region: 1-2163 (720 amino acids)
Source: RefSeq, a predicted model, not a curated record